This is a messenger RNA of Xiphophorus hellerii (green swordtail), 5145 nucleotides long. RefSeq names its product protein shisa-like-2A. The record is from RefSeq and is a predicted model, not a curated record. Lineage: Eukaryota; Metazoa; Chordata; Actinopteri; Cyprinodontiformes; Poeciliidae. The coding region runs from base 608 to 1114 and encodes 168 amino acids. The transcript has 3 exons.
UAUGUAAUGACAGUAUAAGACUAUACUGUCUCAUAGCUACUUCUGUGGAAAAAAAAUCAACCUCUUCUGUCUUCUUCCAGUUCUAAUUAACGGCCACAAAUGAUGGCAGAUUAUGUUUUUCCUGUAAUGGUAGGUUGUUUCUCUUCCUUUAGCAUAUUUAGCAACAGUCCAUGAGGAUGAUUGACAGCGCUAAAUCCUCCUCCUGGCUCUGAUUGGUUGUUAUUGAUCGAGAGCGGUGCAUUGCUUCAGACAGCAAUAGCAGCUCAGGGAGGAGGAGGAAGAGACUGAUCUGCUCACAGAUUAAAUGUCUCACACCAAACUGUCAAACAUUUUUAAUAUGCAUAAAUAAAAGUUAUGCUACAGCUAAAUAUAUUUAAAGUUGCGCUUUUUACAUUUUUUUUCCCACCCAACUUUAGUCCAUGAUAUCUAAAGGUGAGUGGGGAGCUUCUGGAGCAGGUGAGGCAGUGAUGGAGAGAGGAGAGGCGGGGGCUCUCUCUGUCUUUCUUCCUCUCUCUCUCUCUCUCUCUCCCCCACUCAGCUGCAGCAGCUGGAUCAGAAUGAGAGCAGUCUGUUCCCACUGGCCGGUUGCGCGUCCUGUGCGCCUGACAUGAGCGCGGUGUGCGAGAGUUACCACUCCAGGGAAAAGCUGUUCGUGGACAGCUUCACGUGUCCGAAGGCGGGGGGCGAGUCCACGGCGGUCUUCUGUUGCGGCUUCAGUGACUUGAAGUACUGCUGUGAUGAUCCGAACAGCUUCUUCCCCUACGAGUAUGGAUACAUGUGGUGGCUGAGCCUCGGAGCUCUUGUGGGUCUCACCGUUGCGGCUGUGGUCCUGCUUGCUUUCGUCAUCACUCUGUGCGUCCUCUGCUACCUGUUUGUCACCACCAAACCCAGAGGUCUGGACAGCGGACUGCCCCUUCGAGCACCAGACGCCAUCAUCAGUCAACAAGGAGCCGAAGCCAGCCACAGCAGCGCCCCUGCUGGCCCACAAGGCCUCAGGAAACACUUUGUAAGAGGCAAGCUAGACUGUGACAACCAGCAGCCAGACCCCGACCGCCUUUUCCAACGCUGUUUCAUGGCCACUGUCACAUCCAUCAAUGUGGAGAACCCUACAUAGGACGACACUUUUUUCAACAUUUUGGAUUUGAGUUAACGUCUUUUUUCUUCUCUCUGCCCCUAUAGUAUAAUCUGAGUUGUUGUUAUUUUUAUUUUAUCAACAAAUACAGUAUUAUUGUGUAAUUGAACAGAACAAAAUUGCAAGUGCAAAAUCUUUAUUGUGGCCCCCAUCUGUGGGAAAACCUGAACUGCAAGUCAGAUUUUUGACAGGUAACAUUUAGUAUUUGAGCUUAAGUUUUGUAGCUGUUUAAUUAGUUAACAUUCAAGUAACCAUUAUAUCUGUCUUGAUUUUAAAAAAUGGGAGCUUUACUGCCCAUAACAAUGAACAAAAAUAAUUGAAAUUCCGAUGGAGAUUUAUUCUUGUUUAACAGCUCAGAUUAUCAGAACUAAACAGGCAGAUGGGAAACUGGUUCUCUAAUAGGAGAAAAGUGAACACUUGCUUUUCUGGGAUUGCUGUUGUUAAGCCCUUAUUUGGCAUAUGAUUUACUUCAUGUCGUUAAUUACUUGUACUUUUAUUUAGCAAAAACAAUGUGAGCAGUAAAGUCUGUUUAUCACCAUCUAUCCUGUAAUUUUACACAUUCUGCUCUAGAAAUCCAGAUUGAAUUCCCUAAAAGCUGUCAGUAUUCUUUGAGAUCUGAAUAGACUUUAUAACCACAGUCCAUUAGCACAUCAUGCCCGUCUUUUCUCUUGCAUCAUUUACACAGGCGCACAUAUUUAGCUCAACAGCACCCACACCAACACCAUACUAAUGUCGUGUGUGUAUUUUCAGUUCUAUUUUUAAGGAUUCAGGGAUAAUUGUGUUUGUCUGGUAUCAAUGGAGGAAAACCUUUACAACCUGAAGAUGUCAAAAUUAGUUUUUUGGUCAUAGUAAAAGAGAUUCAAUGUGGGGAAAAUGAGGACUGAAAGCAUAUACUGUAUUUUGGUGAUAAAAGUACCUAAUAUCUUUAAAGCUCUAGAAAAAAAGCAACAUGCAGUUUGUUAGGGCACCUUGGGUUUCAAAAAUACACUCAUAAAGGUUAAGCACACAAAUAGCUUAGUGGAAUGAAAUGGGUGAAACAAUAUUUGACUGUUGUGAGGAUUAUUAAUAUCAGAUCAAAUAAGUAAUAGGUGGCAUAACCUCCACCUUGGAUACCGGUGAUGAUGUUAUCAGAGUGUUGUCAUGCAGUCAUUCUGUCUUUUUCUACACUAUGUUGGCACAGCUGUUGUAACUGUGUGCCAGAUUAUCACCAACUCUAAUCCAAGUCUAAGUCAAUUUCUACACGUUCCCUAGUAGUGGAACGAUUUAUACGGUUCUCUCUCUUAACAAUAUUGGCGGGACUGAUCCUCUUUUGCAUCUUUGCAGGUUGCAUUCACAGCCUGCAAAUCAAACUUUUUAAGGCAGUCUGAACAGCCCAUUUCUGAUCUUUUCACCCUCUAAAAAAUCUGUGUAUGUAUUACAUAUAGAACACAGACACACUAUGAAAAUACGCAUCCAUAUUUUCAUAGCAUCUGCAGCCUGAACUGUUAUGUUUUUAAUCCCACUUUUACGUCAUUAACAUGAAACAUUCUGAAGAAGCCAGAUGCUGUAAAUCCGGACCUUAGCAAUGUUUAAACUUAUGUCUAAAUGUACGUGUAUCAAGUUUUCGCAAGUAUUUCUGCGUCAGUCAGUCAGUCAGUUAGUCAGUCAAACUUUUAUUUCAAAACAGAAAGUAACUAAAUUAUUCCGUUUUAUUAGAUAUGUAGUUUAAUGAUAUGUGGUAAAGACCCUCCCUUAUGGGCCUUUGUUAAAUGUUAAAUAUUUAUCACUCUCUCAGCUCAGACUGUAAGUGCCAAGCAGACCAUUUUUCAUUCUGCUAAUAUUAAAGUGGUUGCUGAAAAGUGAAGAGAAAAAAAGAAGCAAAAAUUCCAUUGCCAAUUCUUAGAAGCAUUAGUAAUCCUGCUGAAAAGUUCUGCUGAGAAAACCCACUUACACACUCCAAUCAUGUUACAGAUGGUCAAAAGGGACCAGCUCCAUUUUCUAAGGAUAUUAGAAAAUAUGGUAAGCACAUUACAGCAAACUGAUUUAAUCUACCUCAAAAAUGAACACACUAGGGAUAAAUUGAGCAACACGGAAUUAUGGGGAUUUGAUCCUUUUGAACUGACUGCUUUCCCAACCGUUACCAGUUCCCAUCAUUCAUACAAAUGGGGCUCUUCUUUAUAGAUAGACCAAUGGCAGCUGUCUAAGAUUGAACUCACGCUGAGGAAAAUGUAAAUAUUAAAAGGUUAUUAUGGCUGCUAAAUAUUUAUCUGUGUGGCGUCUUGUUGUAUAAGCUUGUCACUUUUGCUUUUGUGCAGAUAGGAGAAUGUUUUUCGCGCCGUUUUAAACCUGAAUAUAAAUUCACAUUGUAGUUUUUGGCUGUUGAAUCAAGCAUAGAAAACUACUCACCAAUAGAAGAAUAUGGUGGAAUGAAGUUAAGUGCCUCAAUGCAUUCUCUACAUCUCUUCGCUGAGGAUGCACAUGGUUUUCAGCCAUGUACACUCAUGGCUGAAAACCGAGAUUUGGGUCUUUGUUGUUGGCUUUUUGACCAAAGAAUGUCAGGCGUCUAUUUCAGAUCUCAGGAACUUGCGUCAAUACCUAAAAAUAAGCAGAAAAUGUCUCCUGAACUUUGGCGAUUGUCUGUUUUUAGCAACAUAGAAAAAGAAAUGGCUUUAUGUGACCUUAGUUGUGACAUGAAUUAUACAGUGAAGCUAAAAAUAUGAGCUGUAACACAUGCUAGCAAAGUGAUUUUGUGUCUUGGGCUAAUAAGCAAACAAGCUAGUACUGCUUUGUGAGCCUCCAACCAUCCUGUUAGCAUUUGGCUCAAAGGAAAACUGUGCCUAUGAACAGAAUUAGUACAAAUCACUUCCAAAUUAGUUUUCGUCUUUUAAGCAAACGUUUUAAGUAGUAAUUAUUACAAUUUUAGUAGCAAAUAAGUUCUGCUUUAUUUAGCACUUUAUAGCACCAUUUCGUGUUACCAUUCUGCUCCUUUCUACUUUGAUUUCAUACCCAUUAACAGACAAUUGGUUCUAACCCAUAGUCUCAUCCGAUAUAAGAUAUUCAGAACUCUUCACAGAACUACAUUUCCUCCUGGAAUACUAUGAGUAGAAUAUAGAAAGCUACCUAAAUAACUUUUUGCCAAAUAGCAGAUACGAAAUGUUCCAUCAGUGGGUACAAACUGAUAUGGUUGGUAAAACUCAUCUCAUGGUUUACAAAUUGAUUGUGGAUUUGAAAAGACGGGUACAGGAAAACCAAAACCUCAAUGUGAUUACGGUGCAGGUGAGGCCGUGCUUCGUUUUAUGCCUGUAAUUUCUAAAUAUAAACACUACACCGGCUUUUAUCUGAUGAGAGGUCUGCAUAAGACCUCGUAAAAAUUAAGUACUGAAGCUGUUAGGUACAUGUAAUGCAAAGCUGAGAUCCUUCAGUAACUUCAACUUUUCACACAAACAUGGGCCAUGAAACAUGUCACUGUAAUAUGGAUCUUUUUUGCCAAAUGAGUUAAAAUAGUCAAGGUGAAAGUACACAGGGCCACCAAAAUUCAAACUACAAAUGUAGUCUUUUUUAAGGGACUUUUUGGUAACACUUUAUUUGAAUAGGUGUGCAUAAAACUGACAUGACACUGUCAUAAAUAUGACAUAACUCCUGUUAUGAACAUGGAGUCUUCAUGAAUGUUUAUGUUACCAAUGUAUUUUGGUUUUUUGUCUGUUUUAUUUUAACAACUUUAACAAUCCACUAAUCAUGCAAUAUUUGAAAGAAUUGAAAUAAGAAAAAGGGAUAUGCAAAUUAAUGCACACCCAAAAUAUAUCAAGGGUCUUAUAUUUGCCUUACUUAGAGACAAGCACCUAAUUUUCAAAAAGUUUGUGGUUGAUUCUUUUCUAUCUUGAUCACCAAGAAAACAAAAUGUUUUGUCUGUUCUCUGCCAGGUUUAAUGCCCCAAGUUUCCGACUCUGUAACAAAUCCUAGAUCCUUGUGGCCCCAUUUAACGGUCAAAUUUAAACAGAAGCAUAAAGUGUGGCAAAUAAAAGACAAAUAUGUUU